AUGCAUGUUCAAAUAUCGAUAUCUGAAUUAUUAUCAACCAUAAACAACAAUGAUGCACCCAAUGAAAAUAAUGAAAAUAAUGAAAAUAUAAACACUAGCCCAUUGACUAUAAUGACUCCUUUAGGAAGAACAAUUGUAGAAAUCCAAGGGGAUUUAGAGAUAUCGACAAAUAUGGAAGUUUUACAAGAUCAAGAGAUAAGAUUUGGUUUAUUAGAUAUAGAAGAGAAUAUAAAAGAUCCAGUAUUAUCUAGAGUUACUCUAUAUGUGGGUCAAAAACAACGUAUUUUAGGCAAAAUUGUAUCUUUAGAGACACCUCUAGGCUUGUUGAAAUUUGAUAAGAUAAAUAAUAACGUCAUUUUAGAAGAUGUCAUACAAUACAAAAUAUUGUUUCAAGAUAGACCAUUACCAAUCAUGUAA
Arxiozyma heterogenica is the source of this 417-nucleotide messenger RNA. RefSeq names its product Ctf8p (gene CTF8). Gene Ontology annotation, cellular component: Ctf18 RFC-like complex. The coding region runs from base 1 to 417 and encodes 138 amino acids. NCBI's taxonomy places the organism in Eukaryota, Fungi, Ascomycota, Saccharomycetes, Saccharomycetales, Saccharomycetaceae. The record is from RefSeq and is a predicted model, not a curated record. Gene Ontology annotation, biological process: mitotic sister chromatid cohesion. The transcript has a single exon.